Saccostrea cuccullata (small rock oyster) is the source of this 1572-nucleotide messenger RNA. Its product is annotated as retinoblastoma-binding protein 5-like. The transcript is spliced from 15 exons. The record is from RefSeq and is a predicted model, not a curated record. The annotation marks the transcript as partial. NCBI's taxonomy places the organism in Eukaryota, Metazoa, Mollusca, Bivalvia, Ostreida, Ostreidae. Gene Ontology annotation, molecular function: protein binding. Gene Ontology annotation, cellular component: Set1C/COMPASS complex.
GUAAACACAAAGCCAAAGAAUGAAAGAUUGAAAGAAAUGCUUUUUCAAAUGGAAAAUCAGAAAUUAUAAGAUAUGAAUUUGGAACUUUUAGAAUCUUUUGGGCAGAACUACCCAGAGGAUUUUGAUGGAGCCUUGGACUGCAUCAGCAUUGCCAUUACCUGUGCCUUCAACAGACAGGGAACCUUAUUAGCUGUGGGUUGUAACGAUGGUAGAAUUGUCAUCUGGGAUUUCCUGACAAGAGGAAUUGCCAAAAUAAUUAGUGCCCAUGUUCACCCUGUAUGCAGUCUAAGCUGGAGUCGAAAUGGAAAGAAACUGUUAAGUGCAGCAACAGACAACACAGCGUCAAUAUGGGACGUGGUAUCAGCAGAGUGUGAUAAAACAUUUAGGUUUCCUUCCCCCAUCCUGAAAGUGCAGUUUCAUCCCCGUGAUAGUAAACAGUUUCUUGUGUGUCCAAUGAAGCACCCUGCUGUACUAAUGAACAUCAGUGGAGAACACAGAGUUGUCCCAUUGGAUGAUGAUUCUGACCUGAACAUUGUUGCCUCCUAUGACAGAAGAGGUAAACACAUCUACACAGGAAAUGCCAAGGGCAGGAUCUUGGUAUUUACCUGCAACAAUUUGGAUCUGAAGGCAUCGUUUAGGGUAACAACUGGAACACUCAACACAACUGCCAUUAAAUCCAUUGAGUUUGCUAGAAGGGGGGAGUGUUUCCUGGUUAAUUCAGCGGACCGUAUCAUCCGAGUUUACGAGAGUGGGGAGGUCCUGGCCUGUGGUAAAGAUGGAGAGCCAGAGCCGAUCCAAAAACUUCAGGACUUGGUCAACAAGCUUUUGUGGAAGAAAUGCUGUUUUUCUGGGGAUGGGGAAUUCAUUGUGGCGGGGUCCGCCAGACAGCACUCACUCUACAUCUGGGAGAAGAGUGUUGGCAAUCUGGUCAAAAUCCUCCACGGAACUAAAGGAGAACUUCUGUUGGAUGUGGUGUGGCAUCCUGUACGACCAAUCAUAGCCUCAAUAUCCAGUGGUCUGGUAUCAAUAUGGGCUCAAAAUCAAGUUGAAAACUGGAGUGCGUUUGCACCAGAUUUUAAGGAAUUAGAUGAGAACGUAGAGUAUGAGGAGAGAGAGUCAGAGUUUGAUGUCGAGGACGAGGACAAAGAAAAAGAGGAAACUAAAGGACCUGAUGAGGAAGAUUCUGAGGUUGAUGUGACCACCAUUGAACCUAUUCAGGCCUUUGUCAGCAGUGAUGAGGAUGAAGAGGACCAGGAAGCGUUACUGUACCUUCCUGUUUCACCCGACAUUGAGGAACCGGAGGAGUCAGCCUGGGCCCUGCCUCCUGAAGCUGUGGCAGAGGAGGCCCAGGAGAAGAAGAGAAGCCAACCCCACACAGACAACACCCCCUCCCCAAAGAAAAAGAAAGUCAAGACACUGGAAGUGGACCUCCCUGAUGCUCCUUUAGAUGAAAUUCACCCUCUCUUAAAUGUGAAGAAACCUAAUGAAAAGGGGCAGAAAAAAUCAAGUCGGCCAAAACAGCCAAAGUCCUCAAAACCUGACAAAUCAAAAAGCAAGGGACGACUGGAUGAC